AUGGGCAGCUACGAUUACUCGUCAAAGAAUCUACUCGAGCACGACGGCACGGCUUACGGCGAUUGGCGCGAUGACUUCCACCGAGAUGGAAUCGCCAUCAUCAAAAACGUAAUCACCCCCGAAAAGGCCGAGUACUACCGCCAGAAGCAGAUCGAGUGGCUCCAGUCGUUCGGACUCGGCUUCGACCCCAAUGACAAGAGCACCUGGACUCAGGACCAUCUACCUGUCAGCUUCAAGGGCGGCAUGUACUUUGCCUACUCGGUCACACACGAGAAGUUCAUGGAACCCAAGAUCCAGCAGAUCUUCACCGACCUCUGGGGCACCGACGAGCUGCUUUGCUCCUUCGACGGUAUGAACAUCACGCUUCCGAAGCAAAAGGACCUGACCUGGUCGCCAUGGCCGCACUGCGACCAGAACCCGCAACGCAAGGGCAUGCAGUGCGUGCAAGGCCUCCUCAACUACGCCCCCAACGGGCCGCAGGACGGCGGCCUCAUGCUCAUGAAGGGCUCCUCCAAGCUCUUCGACACUUUCUUCCGCGAAACGCGCCAGCAGGCAGCACACGAGGACGCGCCGCCGCCCGAGGAGGACUUCAAAGACCUGUUCAUCUUCACCGAGGAGGACGUCAAGUGGUUCGAGGACCGCGGCUGCGAGCUCAUCAAGACGUGCUUGGACCCGGGCGACUUCGUGCUUUGGGACAGCAGGACUAUGCACUACGCCAAACACCCCGAGGGCGACGUCAUCCGCUCGGCCCAGUACAUCUGCAUGACGCCCGCAAAGUUUGCGAAGAAAGAGGACCUGGAGCUGAAGGCCCAGAUGUUCAAGACUCAUCAAGGGACGACGCAUUGGCCGCAUUGCAACAUCCGCAAGCAGGGCCCGCCUAUGAGGAAUGGAAAAGUAGAUUCGUUGGACAGGUCGGCGCCUAUCGAUCCGCCCGAGAUCACAGACCGGAUCCUGCAGCUUGCGGCAGUGAAGGCCUACUGA
Molecule: messenger RNA, 981 nt
Organism: Lasiodiplodia theobromae
Lineage: Eukaryota; Fungi; Ascomycota; Dothideomycetes; Botryosphaeriales; Botryosphaeriaceae
Product: Phytanoyl- dioxygenase
Exons: 3
Coding region: 1-981 (326 amino acids)
Source: RefSeq, a predicted model, not a curated record